AUGUCUCCACCGAGAGUGAGGAAAAGACGCUUGAGCCUGAAGGUUACAACGCCAGCGAGAUCAUCACUCCAAACACCUCCCAGUGAUCGGGUUGCGGUGAUCUAUGCUUCAGAGAUCAACAGUCGCAAAACUUCAAUUCCGGGACCGGAUAAACAGGAACCACCUUCGCCCAGUCCUGCACUUCCUUCACGACUUCAAAGAAAGAAACCUAAGAUUACUCUCAAUGUUGGAGCCACUACCGUGAAGCCUCGAUCGCCACCAGGCAGGCGUAAGUCAAUUGAUGGGAGAGCACACCUCUAUGAGGUGGUUGCCGCUGACUUGUACCGUCGGGAAAGAAAGUUACGCGAACAAGAAAUCAUAGUCAAAGAACGUGAAGCCAUCGCUUUACAACGGGAAAAUGAAGUACACUUUCGUGAAAUACAAGCGCUCAAUAGUUGGCAUUGUGGAAUUGAAUUAGCGCCUACGUCGAGGUAUGAGUAUGAUGUGAACUCAAGAUCAAUUGUACUCCACCCAGCGAAGCCUGGUCGCCAUUACGAACGGUGGUGGGGACAGAGACCCAAAACAAUGGACUAUGAAUGUUUGGGUGGGACAGGGAAGCAGUACAAAGAGUAUGACCGAGCGCUCUUUGAGCGGGAACUGGUGGUCCAUCAUUGCGAACUCAAUGUCGUGAGACGCGAGUGGGAACUUGUAAGACGAGAAGCUGCUUGUUCAACACACGAGUUGAAGGUUCUCCAAGGACUCAAUGCUUCCUUGAAAUCUCACCCUCCAUCACCUAAUAACUUAUUUCCUGACCACACUCGUGUGUUCCCGUUAAUAUACCCUCAACCAUGUCACCCAGAGUUCACUACGAAGUCUCCCGACGUGCAAUUCAAUGAGAAACAUCGAAAAUUUACUCAAUCAGGAUUCCCUUUAAUAUUUUCUCGUGAUAAUACUACGAGUGGAUACGUUUUCCUUGAUUGGCAGAGACUUUCACAUCAAGUACUGUCGCUUCCUCACGAGUUUCCCCACCCCACUUACUCUGGAUACCCCAUUCCUCAUCAGAUUAUUGGGUACGUGAAGAUGGUAUUGACUCUUGCAGGUAUUCCUUACAGCAACAUUGCCAACGAUGCCAACAACAAUGUUGUGGGAUUUGCGUGCAAUGGAGGAACCAAGAAGGAGAGCAGUUGCGAAUUUGGAUGUGAGAUCGAAUUCGAUUGGGGUACCUGGGACUACCGAGUCAAGCGGUAUAAUUUCGACCACCUGAAGGGCUGUCUCCUUGUGCCUCAAAUGGAGGGCAUUCCCGAUAUCUCACAAUGCCAUCCUAAUGCUAAAGACAUCCCACCGGACAGUUUCACCGACGAACUCGUUGACAUUAGUGGAGACUACCUCACCUACAUGUCGUGUCUCCCUCCGAUGACGGGCGAAGACUUUCAAGCUCACCUUAAAACGUACUUUGCCGAAGUAAAAUACCCUCAAGCGGCACGGUGCCUUGUGCUGCGCAAAUGGCUGAAAUAA
Diutina rugosa is the source of this 1494-nucleotide messenger RNA. RefSeq lists its product as uncharacterized. The record is from RefSeq and is a predicted model, not a curated record. The coding region runs from base 1 to 1494 and encodes 497 amino acids. NCBI's taxonomy places the organism in Eukaryota, Fungi, Ascomycota, Pichiomycetes, Serinales, Debaryomycetaceae. The transcript has a single exon.